Molecule: messenger RNA, 495 nt
Organism: Trypanosoma cruzi
Lineage: Eukaryota; Euglenozoa; Kinetoplastea; Trypanosomatida; Trypanosomatidae
Exons: 1
Coding region: 1-495 (164 amino acids)
Biological process (GO): deoxyribonucleoside monophosphate catabolic process
Cellular component (GO): nucleus
Molecular function (GO): 5-hydroxymethyl-dUMP N-hydrolase activity
Source: RefSeq, a predicted model, not a curated record
AUGAGCAGAGUGUACAUUGCUGGCCCCGCGGUGUUCAACGAAGACAUGGGUGGGACCUAUUACGACCGUGUGCGCACGGCUCUGGGGAUGCAUGGCGUUGUGCCGCUCAUUCCCGUUGACAACAUGGUUUCAGGGGCUGGGGAGAUACGGGCGAAGAACUUGGAGAUGAUAAGGCACUGCGACGCCGUCAUUGCGGACCUGUCGCCGUUUCGCUCGCAUGAGCCGGACUGCGGGACUGCGUUUGAAGUGGGCUAUGCUGCCGCCCUGGGAAAGACGGUGCUGACGUUCACUUCCGACCGGCGUUCCAUGAGGGAGAAGUACGGCGGUGCGUUUGACGCGUCCGGGAGGACUGUGGAGGACUUUGGCCUUCCCUUCAACCUGAUGCUUUGCGACGGGACGGAGGUGUUCGACUCCUUCGACGCUGCCUUUCACCACUUCCUGAGGCAACGCUCAGAAUGGCGGGGAUGCGACUGUAGCGGAGGUGUGCGAAGUUAG